This is a messenger RNA of Amaranthus tricolor (Joseph's coat), 1996 nucleotides long. Its product is annotated as protein FD-like. The transcript is spliced from 2 exons. Gene Ontology annotation, molecular function: DNA-binding transcription factor activity. The record is from RefSeq and is a predicted model, not a curated record. Gene Ontology annotation, cellular component: nucleus. Gene Ontology annotation, biological process: positive regulation of DNA-templated transcription. The coding region runs from base 268 to 837 and encodes 189 amino acids. NCBI's taxonomy places the organism in Eukaryota, Viridiplantae, Streptophyta, Magnoliopsida, Caryophyllales, Amaranthaceae.
CUGUCUUCUAUCUUCUGCACACUUUCUCUCACUACUCUCUCUCCUUUUUCUGCUCCACUUCUUCCCUUCUCUCUUCAUCUCUCUUCAGUCUUCAACAACAUACAAAAUAACAACAGUUUUUAUAAAUAAAAAGAAAAGGACUUUCUCCCUUUCAUUUCCCACUCUCCCUAUCUCUUGUCAUAUCAAAUGUUCCAACCAUCAAUUUCUAUUUCUUCAUUUCCCUCUUCUCUUUAUUCUUCAUCAACUUCUUAAGAAAUCAAAUUUUCCAUGGAAGAAGUUUGGAAAGAUAUCUCCAUAACUUCACUCCCAAACACCCCAAUUCCCCACAUUAUUCAUAAUCAAAAUCCCCAUUUUAAGGGUAUGAUCCUUCAAGAUUUCUUCAAUAGAAAAAACCCAUUAACCAAAUCAUCCAUGGAUCCCCAAAUCAUAAAACCCAAUACUCUAGAAUUUCAGUUCUUUGAGAAUCAUGAAAUGAUGAACCCUAAAACCCAUCAUAAUCAGAAUUUUCAAGUUCAAGGGAAUUCUUCUGUUUCUGGGUUAAUGGGUUUAAAUGAUAAUGAUAUUCCUUCCAUGGAAGUUUUUGCUUCUUCAUCUGGUUUUAAUAAAGGAUUUAAUAAUCAAGUUAAGAAGAAGAGAUUAUCUAUGGAUGGUGGUUGUGAUGAUGAAGAUGAUUCUGUUGAUCGUAGGCAUAAAAGAAUGAUUAAAAAUAGAGAAUCUGCUGCUCGUUCUAGGGCUCGAAAACAGGCGUAUGUAACAGAGCUGGAGUUGGAAGUUGCACAUUUAACAAAAGAAAACGCGAUGCUUAGGAAGCAACAACGGCUGGUAAGAAAUUUUUAAGGAUAAUUAAAAUUGUUGCAUAUUUGAUUUUAUUUACUCCUAUUUAUGAAUAAUAUCCGUUCAACAGCUUUUAUUAAGUCAAAAUUAAGUGAUCUUUUUAGUCCCACUCCCAUGCCAUAAUUAUUGUAGUUUCUGAAAGCAAAUAAGAAUAGAUAAUAAAGUGUACCAUACUUUUCAAAGCUAAAGCUUUUAGGGUACCAAGAAUAAAGUAACCUUUUUUAAGGAAGACUUGUAUUAUCUUUGGAUUUUUUUUUUUUUUUGUUUGCUUUCGAUAUUUUUUAGCAUUUUAUUUUGUUGUUUGAUCAAACAUUGAUUUUGAAUGUGAAAUAGAAAAUUGAUUUGGAAAACGAAACCUAGAAUAAUAAUUCUAACUUUUUUAUGAUUUUCUUAUAAUAAUCUUAUCUAUCGACUGACUAUGAAUUAUUUCAACUUUAUGUGUAUUUAUUUAGAGUAAACUUGGAUAACUUGAUGACCAACUAUAGUAGUAGUUCACCAAAAAAAAACUAAAAAUUAAUUUAUAAUCAGGGGAAAAUAUUAAAAAUUUACAUAAACAGUUCUAAAUAAUAAAUUAAUCAUAAAUUUUUUUAACAUAUUUUUGACAUUUUAUUUUAAUUUAUCUUGUUUUACAAAAAUAAAACUUGCUAUAGCAAGUCAUUUGGUUAUCGAGUUUAUCAUAGUAAAAUACCCUGUUGGAAUUAUUCAUAGUUAAUUAAUAAGUGCGAUUAUUGUAGGAAAAACAUAAAUAGGUUGGAUUAUUUUGGAAAGUUUUCCUUUUGGAAAAUUAUUAUCAAUGUUGAAAAAAUAACAAGUAUGCAAUUCAAUACUCCUUCCGUUCUUUAAUGGUCUUUCCAUUUGAAUAUUCCAAUUUAAGGAGAGAAAAAUUUAAUUAAUGUUUUUGACACAUUUAGAAGAUAAAAUAUAUCCAUGUAAGAUCUCGUUAGAUUUGUCUUAAUGUAUACUUUUUAUUGUAUAUUUUUUAUAAUUUUUUAUUAUGUGUACUCAGAGAUAUUGUGUGAAAAGUAAAUAGAAAAAAAUGCAAAAAUAACAUUUCCUCCACUUUAGAGUAAAUGUGAAAUAGAUUUUGAGUAGACUCUUUUUUUUUUAAUAAAGAUUUUGAUUAGAUUGAAUAUAUACUAAAUCAGUGUGCAUCAAUCAUAAA